CAAUGUAUAGAUUGUACCGCGUUUCUAAAUGGAAAAUAUAUUGUGAUACAAACAGAUAUUGAUUUCAUAUACAUUUAUACCGUUUAGUUCGAAAUUUUAUGGGAAAAAUGCAGUAAAUGAAAUCCAAUCAAUAUGUGUUAUUUUUAUUCGAUCGUGGGGCAAAGGUAGUUUAAAAUAAACGAGCAACACUCUAGUAACGUCUGGGCGAUUCUGUAUCUUUUUUAACAUGGUGUGGAAGCAAUGUCAGCGUCAGUAUUACUUUGGAGACUUUUAAAGGAAGAACCGGCAAUCAAAAUUUUUAGGCAUAUAUUCGUAAUACUUCGAAGAAAUUUAUUUUAUACUUUUUAGUAUAAGUUGCAUUGCUGCAUACGCUUAAAAUACGUUCCAAGAUGACAAAAAUAACAAAUUCAAAUGCAUAUGAAUGGAAAGAUAAGGGCAAUGUGGAAUUUAAUAAAGGGAAUUGGUCAGAAGCUUUAAGCUGUUAUACAAAUGCACUGAAACUUACAAAUGAAGAUAAUUCUGAAAAAGCUAUAUAUUAUAAAAAUCGUGCUGCUACAUAUUUAAAACAAAAGGAAUAUGACAAAGCAAUUAAAGAUUGUGAUGAAGCUCUUAAAAUAUGUCCAAAUGAUCCAAAAGCAUUAUUUCGCAGAUGUCAAGCAUUAGAAGCAUUAGAAAGAUUUGAAGAAGCAUAUCGUGAUGCAAGACAUAUUAUUUCUACAGAUCCUAAUAAUAAAGCAAUUCAGUCUACUGCUGCAAGACUACAUGAAAUUGUACAGGAAAAAUAUAGACAAAAUUCUUGUGUUAGUUCCAAGGUAGCGCAAAUGAUGGAUAUAGCUUUUGAAAUGAAAGAAGAUAAUGAAAAACGAGAAACAGCAAUGAAUAAUCUACUUGUUCUUGCUCGGGAAAGAGCAGGGGCAGAAAUAAUGUUUAAUGAUGAAAUUGUUUCUAAAAUAAUUAAAAUGCUCAAGCUUGAGAAACAUGAGGAAAUAAUAAUAAUUGCUAUUCGAAUUAUUGCAGAACUAUGUAAAGAUAAUAUUCAAAGAACUGAAAAUAUUUUAAAGCAUAUUGGUAUACCCUGGUGUUUAGAAAUAAUUAAUAGUAAACUUAUAGAAAGAGUAAAUGCUGCUCAAUAUUGCUUACAGACUUUACUGAACACGUAUAGCGGAAUGAAUAACAAACCAGAUUCAAAACCAAAUAAAGAAUUGUGCGAUAAAUACAAGAAAGAGAUAGAUACUAUCUUAUCUUGUUUAUUGUAUAGUGUAACAAGCAGAACAAUUUCUGGAUUAGCUAGAGAUGCAAUUAUAGAACUUAUUAUGCGUAACAUUCACUAUACUGCAUUAAACUGGGCUGAGCAAUUAGUUGAAUUUCGUGGUUUACAACGUUUAAUGGAAGUAGCAAGUGAACUUGAAGAAUAUAAGUAUGAAUCUUCUAUGAAUAUUACAUCAUCUACUAGGACUGUAACAAGUGUAUGUUUGGCAAGAAUUUAUGAAAAUAUGUAUUAUGAUGCAGCAAAAGAAAAAUUUAGGAAUGCUAUUGAUGAAUAUAUUAAAAAUAAAUUACUUACACCAGAUAUGGAAUCCAAGAUUCGUGUUGUAGUUGCAAUAACAACUUUAUUGCUUGGUCCAUUGGAUGUUGGAAAUACAAUAAUUGCUAAAGAAGGUAUUUUAGAAAUGAUACUUGUUAUGGCAGGCACAGAUGAUGUAUUGCAACAAAAGGUUGCUUGUGAAUGUAUUGUUGCUGCUGCGUCUAAAAAAGAUAAAGCUACUGCAAUUAUUAAUCAAGGCAUAAAUAUAUUAAAAAAAUUGUAUCAAUCUAAAGAUGAUUCCAUUAAAGUACGUGCUUUAGUAGGAUUAUGUAAAUUAGGUAGUUCAGGUGGUACAGAUGCUACAGUAAGACCAUUUGCUGAUGGGGCAACGAAAAGAUUAGCUGAAGCUUGUAGAAAAUUUUUAAUUAAUCCCAAAAAACAAAAGGAUAUGAGAAAAUGGGCCGUAGAAGGAUUAUCGUAUCUCACUUUUGAUGCUGAAGUUAAAGAAAAACUAAUUGAAGAUGUUGAAGCAGUUCAAGCAAUGAUAGAACUUGCCAAAACUGAAGAUCAGUCUGUAAUUUAUGGAGUUGUUACUACAUUAGUGAAUUUAUGUAAUGCUUAUGAUAAACAAGAACUUAUACCAGAAAUGAUUGAAUUAGCAAAAUUUGCAAAACAUCAUAUACCACAAGAACAUGAAUUUGAUGAUGUAGACUUUGUAAAUAAAAGAAUAAUAGCAUUAGUUAAAGCUGGUGUAACAAAUGCAUUAGUUGCACUUUCUAAAACAGAAAGCCAAAAUAGCAAAGAACUAAUAGCACGUGUAUUUAAUGCAGUUUGUAGUCAACCAGAUGUAAGAGGAAUUGUUGUUCAACAAGGUGGAGCAAAAGCACUUUUGCCAUUAGCUUUAGAUGGAACAUGUAAGGGAAAAAAACAAGCUUCACAAGCUCUUGCACGAUUAGGGAUUACAAUAAAUCCAGAAGUUGCAUUUCCUGGACAGAGAAUAAUGGAAGUAGUUCGACCAUUUAUAAAUCUUUUAAAUCCAGAAUGUUCUGCACUUGAAAAUUUUGAAGCUCUAAUGGCCUUAUGCAACUUAGCUGGUGUUAAUGAUAGUGUUAGAAAACGAAUUUUAAAAGAAGGAGGUUUUCAAAAAAUUGAAGUAUAUAUGUAUGAAGAUCAUGAAAUGUUGAAACGUGCAUCUACACAGGUUAUGAAUAAUUUAAUGAUGUGUGAAGAUACUAUUAAAUAUUAUGAACAAGAAAAUGAUAGAGUUAAGUAUUUAGUCAUUCUUUGCGAAGAUGAAGAUUUAGAUACAAGCAUGGCUGCAGCAGGAGCCUUAGCAAUGUUAACAUCAGUUAGUAUAAAGUCUUGCAUUAAGAUAUUUGAUUCAAAAGAUUGGUUAGAAUCAUUACGUUAUUUACUUGCUAAUCCAAAUUCUGAUUUACAACAUAGAGGAAUUGUAAUUGUUUUAAAUAUGAUAAAAAGUACAAAAGAUGUUGCAGCCAGGGUCAUUGAGACUGAUGUAAUGGAAAUUUUAAUGGCUCUAACAAAAAGUGAUGCAGUGCAAAAUAAAAAAUUGAAAGAAUUAGCAGAUAAAGCAUUAGAAGCUGCAGCAGAAUGGCAACUUAUUAAAAAAAAUGAAAAUGAACAACAAUCAUCACAAAGUACAAAUAAUCUGGAAAAUGUUGAAUAAAUAUGUGUAAUAUGUACUUCAUUUAAUUCUUCCUAUAAUAUAUAUAGAACAUUUGACAAUGAAUAUUUAUCACAAUAUCACAA
Molecule: messenger RNA, 3295 nt
Organism: Eufriesea mexicana
Lineage: Eukaryota; Metazoa; Arthropoda; Insecta; Hymenoptera; Apidae
Gene: unc-45
Product: unc-45 myosin chaperone
Exons: 6
Coding region: 390-3212 (940 amino acids)
Cellular component (GO): cytoplasm
Molecular function (GO): Hsp90 protein binding
Source: RefSeq, a predicted model, not a curated record